Messenger RNA from Ornithorhynchus anatinus (platypus), 936 nucleotides. RefSeq names its product olfactory receptor 140-like. The transcript has a single exon. The coding region runs from base 1 to 936 and encodes 311 amino acids. The record is from RefSeq and is a predicted model, not a curated record. Gene Ontology annotation, molecular function: olfactory receptor activity; G protein-coupled receptor activity. Gene Ontology annotation, cellular component: membrane. Lineage: Eukaryota; Metazoa; Chordata; Mammalia; Monotremata; Ornithorhynchidae. Gene Ontology annotation, biological process: G protein-coupled receptor signaling pathway.
AUGUUCUUCACGGAAAACAUGGAGAAAAAAAAUAAUGUGACCGAAUUUGUCCUCCUGGGUUUUACGCAAAGUCCGGAGAUCCAGAGAACAUUCUUUGUCAUUUUUCUCUUAUCCUAUCUUGUCACCGUGAUGGGGAAUCUGCUCAUUGUCAUAGCCAUAAAGGCCAGUAAAACUUUGGGCACCCCCAUGUACUUUUUUCUGGCCUAUUUAUCAUUCAUAGAUACCUGCUAUACAUCCUGUGUGGCUCCCAAGAUGAUUACAGAUUUGCUUCAGGAGAGGAAAACGAUCUCCUUCAAUGGCUGCAUGUCGCAGCUGUUUGCAGAACAUUUGUUCGCCGGGGCUGAGAUCAUCCUCCUCAUGGUGAUGGCCUAUGACCGCUAUGUGGCCAUCUGUAAGCCCCUGCACUACAUGGCCAUCAUGAGUCAGCGCAUGUGCGGCCUGCUGGUGGGAACGGCCUGGAUGGGAGGCUUCUUUCACGCAAGCAUCCAGGUCCUCUUCACGGUUCAGUUACCAUUCUGUGGCCCCAAUGUGAUCGAUCACUUCAUCUGUGAUUUGUUCCCUCUGUUGAGGCUCGCUUGCACUGACACCCAGGUCCGUGGCCUGUUGGUUGUGGCCAACAGUGGGGCGAUGUGUACUUUAAGUUUUCUCCUACUGGUCUUUUCUUAUGUCAUCAUCUGGAGCUCCUUGAGGACUCACAGUUCUGCAGGGAGACGGAAAGCCCUCUCUACCUGUGUCUCCCACAUUGUCGUGGUCAUUUUGUUCUUCUUUCCAUGUAUUUUCAUGUACAUGAGGCCCGUGUACACUCUUCCUAUGGACAAGUCGGUGGCCAUAUUUUAUACUAUUGUCACCCCCAUGUUGAACCCCGUCAUCUACACCGUGAGAAACGCAGAGGUGAAAAAUGCCAUGAAGAAGCUGUGGAGCAGGAAAGUGAAAUGA